AUGGCUAGUGAGGAGAGUUUUGUUGUUUUGGUUCACCACAGAGGAUCCAUUAAGAGGAAAACUUGUUCCGGUGUGAAAUUCACAGAUAAGGAUCCUCUCUGUAUUGUCGUGAGUCCUUCGACGAGCUAUGAUGACCUUGUUAGAUCUGUGCUGAUGAAACUUGGUCAGGAAGGUGCGAAGCGGGUUAAGAAGUUUUACUAUCGCAUUCCAGUGACGGUCCUCCAGGAUACCGUGAAGUAUGAUUGUUUCAUGAUCAGUGGUGAUGAGGACUUGCAAGUAAUCUCAGGGGGUUCGAACCGGAAUACCACCACUUUAGCCACGGCAGCCAGUUCUAAUUCUCGGCCUGCCCUUGGUUCUUCCUCCGUCCCUGUGUACCAGCCAGUGGUCCAACCUGUCGGCUCCCCGUCUUUUGCUGUUGAUCUCAAUGGCAGCGUAGGCGAUGAGGUUGGUUCAAGGGAGAAUCUGCCAGACGCUUUACUGGGCGUUGCACCAGUUGGCGUUGGAGACGGAUUGUUGGGUGAUGCAGAGGAGGAUGACGUCGAGCCGGAUAUGAUUGACGAUGACAACGGCGAUGAUAUUGGAGCGAGUGAGCCUGCAUUGGCGGUAGGUGGUUCUAGCUCUGGCACACAGCAGUAUCCACCUCAUUUUUCAUCUUUGGACUUGGAUGCCAUGAGGCAAGAGGGGGUUUCUGGGCACUCUGUUGGAUUCGGAGCUAGAGAUGCGGAAGGGACUGCUGGUCUGACAGAGUUCCAGGUUGGUCAGCAAUUUCAGGAUAAAGAUCAGGCCCUGUUAAGUGUGAAGACUUACAGCAUCCGAUGA
Messenger RNA from Arachis duranensis, 819 nucleotides. RefSeq lists its product as uncharacterized. NCBI's taxonomy places the organism in Eukaryota, Viridiplantae, Streptophyta, Magnoliopsida, Fabales, Fabaceae. The coding region runs from base 1 to 819 and encodes 272 amino acids. The transcript is spliced from 2 exons. The record is from RefSeq and is a predicted model, not a curated record.